Molecule: messenger RNA, 4800 nt
Organism: Cololabis saira (Pacific saury)
Lineage: Eukaryota; Metazoa; Chordata; Actinopteri; Beloniformes; Belonidae
Product: titin homolog
Exons: 10
Coding region: 241-4800 (1519 amino acids)
Source: RefSeq, a predicted model, not a curated record
GUCGAUGCAACCUGAGCCGGGACAGCAGACCAGCUCGCUCCGGCUAGCUGCUUUAACCUGCCGUAAUUCGUAAUUAUCCCGUCUGUCGCAUCUUAUUCGACGUGUUUGACUUCGGUUUCGGUAGGAGCAGAAGAACCCGUCUCACGGCUCGGCUUCUUCAAUUCACUCCUCCGUUGUGCUACGACAUGGUUUGGUUACGAGAGCCCGAGCUCUUCAGCAGACGGCUGACGUCUCGUCAGGAUGGCUGCUGAGGUGGAGGUUCAAACUGGGGAGGUGGGGAGGACGAUGGCCGGAGCUCGGCUUCACCUCAGUCCCCUGACUGACUCCAGCAACAAGAGCCUCAUGGAGAUCCCGUCGGUCAAUCAGUCCCACAUCAUCGCAACAGAACCUAACAAACCAACGCCCACUCCCAAGCCACGACUCACCCCCAAACCGUUUGCCGUGGAGAAAAACCCCACGAUUAGGCCCAUACUUGCUCCCAAGCCCCAAACUAAACCUCGGCCAGUGUCCACUCACCUCGCUGGAUACAAACCAGAUCUGCCAAGCACUCCAAAACCAACACCGCGGCAGGUAUCCACCAACCCCAGCCGCCCCGCCCCGACUUCCUUUAAAACAUCCAAUAAGUUCAGUAGCGGACAGACCGUUAAGCCGGUUGUGCAGCCGUUUAAAACGGCUCCUCCUCUCGACCACGGGGACGUGAGUAAGCCAGCCGAAACUGAGAAACCUAUCGCAUCAAGCUUGGCCUAUUCCAAGAGUCUGAAAAAAGUUUCAGCGGCCGAGUGGUCUGGGACUACAAACAAGGAUGAGACUUUGAAAAAGGCACAAAAUAAAGCCGGAGCCUCGAUUACAAGAGCUAAAUCCAUGGGGUUUCUUGCUCAGAUAGGGAAGGAGGAAGAAGAGAAAGAUAAAGCUCAGCCUGACGUCUCUGUGCGUCUGCGACCUCAGUCUAGAAGCUCCAGACCCAGACCCGUAUCGGCCGUUUUCCCUUGCAGUCCGACGAAGGGAGAGGCGUCAGUUCCCGCUCCUCGUUCGGCAGAGAGACGACCACUUUCAGCCGACCUCACGUCCAAGUUUGAGUCUAUCGGUCUUUCACUGCACCGUAAAAGUCCACAGGUAAACACUAAGGAGAACACUCCAGAGGAUAAAGCACUGCCACAGGAGAAGGAGCCAGACAAAAGUAUCACUCCACAAAGUACCGAAGGUGUUGCCGAUCCGCCCGUCACUGACCAAAGUAACAAAAAGACGGAGGAAUCGACUGUAAAAGAGACUGAGGAGGAUAAGCGUGGGGCUAGCAUUAAAAUGCGAAUCAGUCUUCUCCUUGACUCGUCGUGUUCUCCCGGGGCGGCCGCCGCCGACCAAGUGUCGGAUCUUCCUUCUCCAGUACAGCCGGCUCCUGAAGCAGAAUCGCCGGUGGGCGUUAAACAACUCAUCAAGCAGCUGACCGACGACACCACGCCAACUCCGAUCCCAGUUGUAAAGCCGGCACUGAAGCCCCGUCCUUUACCUCUCGACUUAACCAAAAGGUUUUCAUCUGAGAGGUCACCAGACCUUGUUCCCCUCACUGAGGCUGCAGACCGGCAUGAGAUCAGCAAAGAUCCUCAGAGAGGGGAUGAAGGAUCAGCCGUCACUCCCAAAGACCAGAGGGUGUUUCUGGAUUUGACAGAGUCUCCAGAGCAGCUCAGUCUGGUCUCCAUGUCCGACGGGUCUGAAACGGGACAGAAAAGUGUCCAGAGCGGCGAAGUGCACACCGUGCGAGCAUCUGUGUUUGAAAACAUUGUGGAGAGGCACAGCGUGUUGAUGAUGGACGAGGGCAAGUCCGUAAACGCGGUCAAGGAUGCGACGAGCAGCCCGUUAUUUAAGACAGGAGAGGUAAAGAACGAGGGAACUCUGGUCACCGCUGCGUACAGGGAACCCGUCUCUCCGUCAAACCCUCUCCGUGUGUCGCACGCCUUUGACACAGUCCAGGCCGUGGAAGAGAACAGGGCGGUAAGUGAGAGCGUCCCAUCAGCCCAGUGGGAGGAUAAGGCCGCGACGCUCCGCUCCAGACGCUCCGACGGGAGUCGGGCGGCACCGGAACGGACCGAUCCCGGACAAGUGCAACCUGCUUUGGCAACGACGCCGCAGCCGCAACCGCAGCCGCGAUAUUUGAGAGUAGGAGCUUUACAGAAGUGGACCAAUGCAGGUCUGGAUCAAGACGCAGGCCUGCCGGUAGAAUCAGGCAGGGGACCACAAACAGCUUUGGAUAAUAAUGAUGGAGACAGGCAGAGAAUGGUAGAUGAGGACGAAGUUGCUGCUGCUCCUAAACGUUUAAAAAUGCUGCAGACGGAAGAACAGCCGAAACCCAGGGCUACUUUCUUUGCUUUGACCGGGCAAAUGCAGGAGCCUUCUUCUCCUGGACAUGCAGGAACGAGCUUCAGAGACGCCACCGUGCCCUUUGAUGAUUUCUCCGCCAGGUCUGUCCUGAUUGGGACUCAAGGAAAAGUCGCUCCCGUAAGGAGGAAGCAGUCGUUAGAGGAAGCUUUUGGAAAAUCCUCCUAUUCUCAAGAACAUGCUGAGGCGUUGUCACCCAUGGAGAUCCGGUCACAGAUGGAUGAACAGACCAAAGAGGAAAGGACAGAUGCUGAAAAGAGAGUGCACAUGCAGGAGUCGGAGAGACUCAGGACCAAAAUGAAAAACCUGGAAAGAGAAACACAGAAACAGCUGGAAAUUGAGAAACAAGCACAGCUAGAAUUUGCACGAAUGAAGGAGAUGGAGAUGCAACGAGAAUAUGAAAGGCAAAGACAAAGAGUAUUUGAAAAGGAGAAACAAGAAUUAGAGGAGAAACGGCACGCGCUGGAAAGACAGAAACAGAUUGAGCUUGAAAAACAGAAGCGGCAAGAGUUGGAGAAACUGAGAGAAAUUGAAAAAGAGCGACAGAUGCAAAUCGAGAAAGAAAAACGACAAGAGCUAGAGACACAGAGAGAGUUGGAAAGAGAGAGGCAAAGACAAAAGGAGGAGGAGAGGCAGAGGGAGUUGGAUAGGGAGCGACGGCUGCUGGAAAUCCAAAAGGAAAAACAGAAAAUGGAGGAGAUGGAGAGAAUUAAAGAGCUAGAGAGACAACAGCUCUUAGAGUUUCAGAGACAGAAACAAAAAGAGAGAGAAAGACAGCAGCUCGCUGAGCUCGAGAGGCAAAACCUUCGAGAGAAGAAGGAGCGAGAAGAGGCCGAGAAAUUAAGACAAGUGGCAUUAGAACAGGAAAUGUUAAGAAUAAAGGAGAUUGAAAAAGAAAAAGCAAAACAGAGAGAGAUGGAGAGGGAAAAGCAGAGAGAGCUUGAGAGACGGAGACAAAAAGAAUUGGAAAGGGAGAAACAGAAACAACUAGACAUUAGACAAGAAUUAGAAAAUCAGAAGCUCAGACAACGAGAAAAGGAAAAGCAGAGAAAGGAUGAACAAGAGCGAAUUCAAGAUGUAGCGAGACGGCAGUUGAUGGAGUUUGAGAAACAAAAUUUGGAGCUUGAGAAAUUCAAACUGAAAGAAAAGAUGGAAAAGGAGGAGGCGGAGAAAAUGAGGCUCAUCGCCAAACAGCAAGAGGCCGAAAGACAGCGACUGAAAGAGAAGCAGAAGAGAGAGGAUCAGGAAAGGCUGAGGUUGGAGUCGUCGGCUCUGAGACCCAAAGUUUUAGAUCUAGACUCGGUGCUGAGAGACGAUCCGCCGUCUAAGGCCAGUCCUCCGCGCAACGACCCCGCCACGCGAUGGAGAGAGCCGUACAAACCUGCCAUUCUCGACAUCGACUCCUUCACAUCUCACGCUCAAGUCCCCUCUGUUAAAGACUCGUUUACAGAAGCGUCCGGCGUUCAGGGACUAAACGCUGAGGUCGGGGUUAGACUACAGCCUGAAAGAGAUGGUAACUGGAAGACUUCAGGGGGAAUCUCCAGCCCGGUUUGGAUAACAUCUCCACAGGAUCCGUGGGAGCUGCGCCCAGUCGAGAUGCCGGUGGAUAAUCCCGUGGCCGAACCCAGAAGACCUGCCAACAAAACGUACCCGGAGCAGCUUCUCCUCCGACAGGAGGAACGGCCCCCCAACCCGCAGAGGAGCUGGGCCGGUUUUCUGAACGAGCCACUGGCCCCCGGCCCCGCGGCCCCUUUUCCUGGCCCGGAGGUCAGGAAUAGUAACUCUUGUGGCGGACUCUCCGGCAGCGGUCCCGGGGAGCAGAUCUGGGUCCCCAGGGUGCCACACCCGCCACAGGAAGCACGGCCUGACGUCGGCAACCCGAGGAGAUCCCAGGGAUCCCAGGAGUUGAAUAGGAUGCGUUCACGGAGCGUCUCCCGACGUUCGGCCCCUUCCAACAGCGUGGUGGAAGGAAGUCUGUUCAGGAUGAGGAGUCGUAGUGCGCACAGGGAGCAGGGCCGCGACAGCUGGGUGCAGCAAAAGCAAGGAGGUGAGGAGCAAGAGAGAGACUCAGAAACCCCAGUUCCUGAGACCGACAGUCAGUACGGGACCUGGGAAACAGGACUACGCACUGAUGACAGCCUGACACCUGCCACUCCCAGCUCAGACAGCAACCUCAGUUCUUCACCGAGGAAGGCCACGUCUCCACACACGCCAGACGAGGAAACAGACGGAGAGGACCUGGACGUGGACGUGGAGGGAACAGACUUCCUGCUGGGUGACCUGGAGUGGAGCAGCAGCAGCGUGAGCGACUCGGGGGACGAGCGGGGCAGCCUGCGCAGCAGCUGCAGCGACGAGGGCUACUCCAGCGCCAGCCUGCUGCGCCUGCAGGACUCUCAGGAGAGAGCCAAGCCGCCGGGCUGCAGCCUAUAA